UGCCGCCGCCGCAUCAGUGCCCCGCGCGCCGUCAGCUCCCUUAAACGUACCGCUGCCGCCGCCGCCACCGACGUUGUCGUCGACGUAUUUGUGCCGCCGCCGCCGCCACCGUUGCUCCAGUUGCAGCGUGCACCGGACAGGUCGUCAAUACGUACCAUACACAGUCGGAACGAGUGGACCGACAACGACAACAACAACAACAACAAUAAUAAUAAUAAUAAUAAUUAUAAUUAUAUGACUUCAAAAUAUUAUAUUAUUAUAAUAUUUCGGUUACGGUUAAUUAUUUCGAUAUUAUAAUAUACGUAUUUUGUUAUAAUAUGUACAGUGCCGGCGCGUUUUAAAUUUGUGCACUGACCGUUUACGCAUAUCACGUAACAUAGUAAUCACUAUUUGACGCACACGCACACGUAUAUAGGAUACAAUAGAUCACUGCGCAUCACCAAUUCGGCGGCAGGAGAUGAAUCUGGUGUCCAGGCAUCAGUACGGUGGCGGAGGCGGCAUCGUGUCGUCAUCGUCGUCAUCGUCGCGAUCGUACGGUGGCUGUGGCAAAUCGGACGAAGCGACCAGCACGGACGAGGAGGCGAUAGUGGACGUCGAACGGCCGGACACGCCGCCACCGCCGCCACAACUGUCGCCGUCGGCUGCAACCGACAACCGGCGCCGCGCCUGCAUCAACGGCGGCCGGCCGGUGGCCGCGUCUGCGAUGGCCAGUGCGGCCGCGCUCACCGCAUGGCUGAAUCCAGCCACGUUUUGGCGAGACUCCGAUCAGUGGCGCAACGUGCUGGUUAACUACUACCACAUGAAUAGGGCCGCGGCAGCCCGGUCUGCAGGCAGGGGCCGUGGCGCCGUCACCACUUAUCGCCCGUCCGCCGUACCGGCCAUCUGCGGCGUCGGCCCGUCCGCCGGCCGGAAGCCGUCGACAGCCUGCGCGGCCGGACCACCACCCCUGCCCCUGCCACCGACGACGACGUCCCAGUCUUCUUCAACGUCGUCUCGCCCGAAGAAACGGUACAUCUGCACGUACUGCCAGCGCGAGUUCAGCAAGUCGUACAACCUGCUCAUACACGAGCGCACGCACACCGACGAACGACCUUACCCCUGCGACGUGUGUGGCAAGGCAUUUCGCAGACAGGACCACUUGAGAGACCACAGGUACAUACACGUCAAGGAAAAACCUUUCAGGUGUCCAGUGUGUGGCAAAGGUUUCUGUCAGUCCAGGACGUUGUCCAGUCACCGGAGCAACCGGAAUUCUAUGUGCCUGGACACAACCGUUUUACAUCAACAGCAACAACGGGACGCCGCCAGCAACAUACGCAGGCCCAAAAUGAUCACAGACUUUUCCAUCAACUCUAUAUUGAACUUGCAGUAAAUCUGCUAUAUACAGUGUAUUAUAAUAUUGUUUGUUUUCUAACCCCUCGAUUAUUUUGAUCUCAAGUGCGUAUGUGCAGACGUUUAAAGGUGAAAGACUAUAUUUUAUCAUUAUUAUUAUUAUAAUUAUUAUCAUUAUCAUUAUCAUAUUAUAUUAUAUAUAAUAUACGCGACCGCAAAGAAUCGAUGCAAAUUUAAUAUUAUAAGAUACGUUCGUCACAUAAUCAUGCAGUGCAUGUCCGCCGUAUAUAACGCGAUUUAUAUUAAUAUACAUAUAUACAUAUUAAAUAGGCUCUAUAUAUUUACCUACAGAACGAAGAUUUAUUAUUAUUACGGUUUUACCACCCAUCGCAUCGAUUCUUUGCGUAGAUAACUUUUUUGUAUGUGCCUACUCAGCGGCAAUGCCGUGAACGUCUUUUUGAAAUGACAUUUGCAUAUUAUAAUAUAUAUUAUUAUGUAGAUUAUAGAUGCAUAUCGUCCUGUUGUAUAUAAUAUAUUAUUAUGCCUUAGGUGUGUGUACCUAUACCUAUAUUAUUAUUAUUAUUACUAAUAUAUUAUGUGUACACUUUUUUGGAUUAAAAAUAUUUAUUUUUUGUUAUUAUUCUACCGCUCAUUACAGAUGAUUUAAGUGCAUAAACCUUUGCAGAUAACAAUCUGCCGCGUGGUGUUAUAAUGAUUAUUUUGAAUUGUUUUCAUAUUUUAUUAUAAUUAUCAUAAUAUAUUAGCCGAUAACGCAAUAAUAUUUUUUGUUUAUUAUUAAGCAUGUGACAUUUCGUUUUACAACUGUUUUUACCAAAGAUGUUUUAAAAUAAACUCGUAUACAUUAUGUAUUA
This is a messenger RNA of Acyrthosiphon pisum (pea aphid), 2201 nucleotides long. Its product is annotated as transcription factor hamlet. The transcript has 3 exons. Gene Ontology annotation, molecular function: RNA polymerase II transcription regulatory region sequence-specific DNA binding; DNA-binding transcription factor activity, RNA polymerase II-specific. NCBI's taxonomy places the organism in Eukaryota, Metazoa, Arthropoda, Insecta, Hemiptera, Aphididae. The record is from RefSeq and is a predicted model, not a curated record. Gene Ontology annotation, cellular component: nucleus. The coding region runs from base 458 to 1369 and encodes 303 amino acids. Gene Ontology annotation, biological process: regulation of transcription by RNA polymerase II; embryo development.